GUCGGGAGUGGGUGUGCGCCGCUUCCCCGAGGUUUUCGUCCCCUCUCCUUUCUGGGUGGGUUGGAAGGGACGAGCUCCUCCUAGCAACCCAGCCCGAAGGCAGAGAGGAAGGAGCGCCGGCCCGCUCCAGUUUGCCAGAGACGCGGCUACGUGCCUCUCCCCCUGUGGCGAAUGUCUAUUCUUACGGGUUCCUGUGGGAGGUUCCGUCCCGCCCCAUUUUUUUGCCCCGCGAGGGAGGCGCGCAGGGAGGCGAGGAGCAGCGGGCGCGCCCCCUUCCCGCACAAAGGGGCUUCUGCCAGCGCCAGCCUCGGCGUGAGGUGAAAAUGACCUUGCUCUGAACGCCAGCGGAGAGACAUCCCCCCCCCCGCGCGCGCAGUUUCGGAUGGAACCCCGGAAAGCGUCGGGCUCUCCGCGCCCCUUCCGAGGGAGCUGGAGUCCGUGAGGGAGGCGGCAGGCGUCAUGCCAUGGAGAGCCGAGGCGCCGCGGUGCUGGGCUUGGGGCAGCUGUUAGCUCCCUUCGGGGAGCACCAGCCGCAAGAGGAGGCUGCUUCGGUCCCGCCAUGGCGAGGUGGUGGCGGGGAGGAGGAGGAGGAGGAAGACGACGACGAGGACCAGGGAGAAGAGGAGGAGGAGGAGGAGGAGGAAGGGGGCACGACGACGACGACCAGCGGCAAAGCCGUAGGAGAAGCGCACCAGGCAGGAGCGAAAGGCGAGGAGGAGCUGCUCGAGUUGCGCCGCCGCCGCCGCGGCCGGUCCCUUUCGCUGCCGGCCAGCCCGUCCUUGGCCGCGGCGCGGCUCUUCUCCACGCAGCGGCGGAGCCAGGGAGCCGGCGAUGAAGCGGACGGCGACGACGAGGACGACGGUGCGUCCCGGGUGGGCGCCGGCGGGUGUUGCACCAAGUGCAAGAAGCGGGUGCAGUUCGCCGACUCGCUCGGCUUGUGCCUGGCCAGCGUCAAGCACUUCAGCGCCGCCGAGGAGCCGCAGGUGCCGCCCGCCGUCCUCUCCCGCCUGCAGAGCUUCCCCAUGCGCCAGAAAGACCUGGAGGAGUUCAGCGCCGCCCUGGCGGAGCUCGGUGCCUGCGCGCCCCUGCUCUCGGCCUUUCCUCGCUCGCUCCAGCAGCAGCAGCAACAGCGGGAAUCGCUGCCUCAGGCGCUCCAGCUGGUGGCGGGAAGGGCGCCCGACGCGGAGCGGCUGCGGUCGCAGCAAGUGUGCCUGGAGGAAGUGGCGGGGAUGGCGCUGGCAGGGGUGCCCACGGACGUGCGCGGCGUGGUGAGGGUCCUGAGCUGCCCCGGGCCCAAGGAGGUGACGGUGCGCUACACUUUCAACGAGUGGCUCUCCUUCCUGGACUCGCCCGCUAUACCGCUGCCGCCGCCGCUCCCCGAUGCAUAUGUCGCGGAUUCCUCCUGCCCCAUGGAGCGCUACCAGUUCUCCCUCUGCCUUCCUCCUGGGCUGCAAGAGGGCACGGCCGUGCAUUUCGCCAUCUGUUACCGCAACCAGCAAGGCGAAUAUUGGGAUAACAACGGCGGCGCCAACUAUACCCUUCGCGGAUGCAGCAGCCCUUAGAAACCCGCGCCUUCCCUGUAUUGAGGCCAAGGAGCUGAAGAGAUUUGGGACCGACCCUUUCUCAUUCUCUUGCCAGAGCCCUCAGCCUGUCCAGCACUCGAAGCUAAGCCAUCGGUACCUGCCUCGCCUUAUGUCUCUCCUGAUUGGAGCCCCACAGGGGUCUUGAGCACUCGGCCCCCUCCAUGCCAUUUUCCCUUUCAGAGCGCAAGCUUAGAAGCUGAUCAGGUCGCCACCAGUCCUGCCUUUGCACUUUAGUCCCGUUGCAGCCAGCCUAGCAAGCGAUGGGGUCCCUAGGCUGGGUCAAACCAGCAGCCAUGGAGGGCCCAAUAAGAAGAAAUUGUGAGGAUGAACAGCCUGGCCUGGAAAAAAAAAUUGCCCCUUGGCAGGCAUAGUGGAGCGUUCCAAAUAACUUGUGUGGUGUUCUCAAGUCUGUUCUCAUCCAGGCAUAAAGAAGGAUCACGUAAACCCUGUGGCUAGUGGGUAUAAUCUGCUGUGAAACGUGGAUUCAUAUUUUGGGAUGGAUAUGAGUACCUUUUUUCAUAUAUAGAAAGGAAGAGAAACUAUGCUUGCUUUUGCAAGAGGACCACAUUGCUGUAGUUUUGAAAGCUUGCAAUAACCACACACAGACAUACAAAAGACAAUUUUUGACUUGUGCCUUCCAUUAUUCCUGCUUUGAAAUCUGCAGGAAUGUAGCACAACUUGUAAAGAAUCUGAAAGAAUGCAGCACAUCUACAGAACAUUCUCUGGGAACUGGGAAAAUGUUUUAUGAAAAAUGCGAUUCUUUAUUCCUUGUCCCUCAAAUCAGAAUGUAGGCACUUUACACUAACAUAAACAGGACUGUGGUUAAUGUGAUUGCAGUGUGUAGGGAGAUGUGCUCAUUCUCAUUAUUGUAAUAGAGGUGAAGAGAGAUGUUGGGAAAUGGUCAGAUCAUAGAAGAAAUUGGUCAGGGCCUUGUAGAAAUGCAGGUAUUAAGCUAACUGUGUGUGCAUGUUGGUUUUGUUUGCACUGAGGAUUUUGGUUUCUGCUCUAGUUAUGUGAGACACGAUUUAUUUUAACUAAAGCAGCCCAUGAGUGUGAUUUCAGGAUUUGUAAAAGCUAUUUUGGUAUAUUCUGCAGAACUCACAUUGGGAUGAAAUAAUCAUAGAGAAAUGACCUGAACUCCUUGUGUAUAUGUAAUAUGCCAUAUGUGACAAGAUACAAAGAAUGGUAGGGCUCCGGACCUUGCAGUAUGCAUGUAUAAUGGAAAGGAUUCCAGCAGGUGUCAGUUUUUCUGUUGAAACUCAUUCUUCUGCACAACAGUUGCAAGUAUUGGUCUCCAGAUUAGGUCAUUACCUGUGCUGUCAUGUGGCUGACUGGACAGUUGUAGCUUACAGAAUUCAGCUUUUUCCUUUUUGCCGACUCCUGCAAAACUCUUAACACAUAUGCACACAGUCACAUACCAUGUAACAUUUUCCAAGAGCCUGCAAAAGUUUAUACCUGUAUGUGGAAAUUGCUUCAUGUAUUGAGUUGGCCACGAUUAAGGAAUAGCACAAGGAGGGGGUUCAAAAUAAAACAAAGGCUGUCAUGUCACCUGUUCUUUGUGUGUGCAAAUUGGGAGUGUAGUGUUUUAAGUUGCAAAAUCACUCAGUAUUCCUGAAUCUUCCCUUUUUGGUGUUCUUAUUUGACAUAUUGCGACACUAGCUGGCAGGGCAAGCUUUAUUCUACUACAGUACUUUAAAGUUCUCAUCACUUGGGAGUCUUAACGGGCUCUCCUUCACUCUGAAACCAAAAGCACUUUCAUAAAGCUGAGUGAUUGAUUAAAAUAGUUUUCACUUUAUGAUAAUCCAUAUUGUGCAGUUCUUAAUAAGAACAACCCUUGGGAAAUCAGCUGCUAAAACAGGAUCCUGAGGGAGUAAUUCAGAAGCUACUUGAUCAGAUCUCUCUGGGAUCCAUGAAUUAUAUCCUUAAAAGUCUGCCUUGCAGUCAUGUUAUACUGUAGCCGUUAUUUUCUGAAUGAUGACAAAAGAGUCCAGUGAUUUAUAAAGGAUAAACAGUUGAAUUUCUCUCUAAGGGAAAAGUUGUAAAGUCUUGUGCUUUCUUACAGCAUUCACUUUAUGAGACUUGGAAUGCUGGGUUGAUUCCUCUUUAGAAUUCUGAGAAAAUAACAUGAUGGCCCAUGGUGAAUGUUCUGUAGGUCAACAGCCAUGUAAAGGAAGAAGAUGCAAACACUGGAGUACAGUAACAAGUAUGACUGAUACAUUAGCAGUACAGUGUACAUUCUUUCCAUCUUAAGGAGGCCUGUGGGAUAUCUGGAUUGGUAUAGCUGUCUGAAAGGUGAAGAGAGAUAUGAGCGAGGAUAAAUGUUGCAGAGCUGUGUUUAGUAAUUUAUUUUUUGCAGUUGCAGCUUGCUGUGAUGGCCUAUUUUGUUAAAACUGCCUUGCAGUUUGCUACAACAGGGCCAGUUCUAUGGCAAGCAAAAUGGUGUUUGCAGUGAGGGACCACUUUAGGGUUAUAAACACCCAAACAUUUGAAGGUCUGUAAA
This is a messenger RNA of Pogona vitticeps (central bearded dragon), 4083 nucleotides long. It is a transcript of the gene PPP1R3G, whose product is annotated as protein phosphatase 1 regulatory subunit 3G. Gene Ontology annotation, biological process: regulation of glycogen biosynthetic process. The record is from RefSeq and is a predicted model, not a curated record. Lineage: Eukaryota; Metazoa; Chordata; Lepidosauria; Squamata; Agamidae. Gene Ontology annotation, cellular component: protein phosphatase type 1 complex. Gene Ontology annotation, molecular function: glycogen binding; protein phosphatase 1 binding.